AUGCUCUUCUGCAUCAUCGGUUUGAAGCUCUCCCUGGGCACAGCCGGUAUCAUCCCUUCCCUGAACAUCCCAGGAGGCCUCAUCUCGUUCGCGGCCAUCAAAUCGCUCACCGCAUUUGGCACCGGCAUGCGCACGCAGCAGCGCGCGCCGCUGCUGCACAAGCUGCUGUUCCAGCCCUUUGGUCUGCAGGAGAACACUGCUAUGCAGACCUACAUUCUUUCGAUGGGAGUGGGCGGUUUUGGCAGCUACAUGACCGGCAUGGGCUACCAGGCGUACCUGAACAUGGGAGGCGCCCCAAGGGGCAGCCCCGACUUCCACCCAGAGGCCGUGUACGACCCGGUGCCCUCCAAGACCAUCCCCUACUUCCUGCUGACGUCACUGACCGGCGCGUUCCUGCUGACUCAGCUGCGCAAGCUGAUGAUCUGCGACUGGAAGCUGCCUUUCCCCAGCGGCACCGCGUCGGGCAUCAUGCUCACCAGUUUCCACACCGCGACCGGCGAGGCGGCCGCCAUGUUCAAGGUGAAGCUCCUGGGCAUCACCGGCUUCUUCUCGUUCCUGUUCUCGAUGGCCAAGUGGUUCUUCCAGGGCACGGACUACGCCUGCGGCUUCAGCGCGUGGCCCACGUUUGGGUUUGCGGCCAUGAAGUACACCUUCAACUUUGACUGGCAGCUCAACUAUGUCGGCGCCGGCAUGAUCUGCCCCCACAUUGUCAACUGGUCCAUGCUCGUCGGCGCCAUCCUCUCGUGGGGGGUGAUGUGGCCCCUUAUGGAGCGCAAGGCUGGCGACUGGUACCCGGCAGGCCUCGACAGCCACGACUUCCAGGGCCUCUUCGGGUACAAGGUAUUCCUGGUGAUUGCCAUCCUGAUGGGCGAGGGCCUCUACAUGGUGGCCAAGGUCCUGUACUCGACCGUCCGCGACACGCGCAAGCGCAUGCUGGCCACCCGCGCCGCGCGCCGCCUGCCCCGCUUCACCGCCGAGAAGGCGGCCGUCGACAACACCCUGAUCUCAGAGUCCGAGGAUAGCGACGACCCCGCGCAGUUUGAGGCCCCCGCCACGGCGCCGGCCGCGUCCAAGGAAGCCGGUGCCGUGACCGGCACACUCAACGUCAUUGCCGCCUCGAAGCGGGUGGCGAAGAGCUCUGACGCCGGCAUGGUCAAGGGCGGCAAGGCUGUGCAGGAGCACCACAGGCCCCCGGCGUUUGCUGACGGCCUGGUUGUGGACGAGGACGAGGCCGAAGACGACCUGCUGCAGUUCAAGGAGACCCCCGCCGAGCGCCGCCUGCGCACGGCCGUGUUCCUGCGGGAGGUGAUCCCCUGGCAGCUGGUACCCCUGGGCUACGGCGGCCUGGCCAUCCUGUCCACCAUCUUCCUGCCGAUGGUGUACACCCCCAUUAAGUGGUACUACGUCCUGGUGGCAUACAUCGUGUCGCCGCUGUUUGCCCUUCCUAACAGCUACGGCUGCGGCCUCACUGACUGGGACAUGUCGAGCAUGUACGGCAAGCUGUGCCUCUUCAUCUUCGCCGCAUGGGCCGGUGUUGAGGGCAAUGGUGUCAUUGUGGGCCUGGGCGUCUGUGGUGUCGUGCUGAACGCCACAAGCGCCGCCGCGACCCUUAUGGGUGACUUCAGGACAGGCUACGUGACCCUGACAGCGCCGCGCGCCAUGUUCUUGGCCCAGCUGGUUGGUGGGCUUGUUGGGUGCGUCAUGGGGCCCUACGCCUUCAUGCUCUUCUACAAGACUGGCCAGGUGAAUGUCCCCGGCGGCCCCUACCCCACCCCCUUCGCCGACAUCUACCGCGGCAUGGCCGUCAUCGGCACCAAGGGUUUUGGCGCCCUCCCCAAGUACUGCACCACCCUCAUGGCCGUGUUCUUCCUCGCGGGCAUCCUCAUGUGCCUCGUGCGCGACCUGCUGCCCCGCCGCUUUGCCAAGUGGGUGCCCAGCCCCAUGGCCAUGUCCAUCCCCUUCUACAUCGGCGCCGCAUCGGCCAUCGACUUCUGGAUGGGGUCCAUCAUCAUGCACAUCUGGGAGUUCUUCGACAAGGACUCAGCCGCCGAGCUGGCCACGACCGUCGGCGCCGGCCUCCUGGUGGGCGACGGCCUCUGGGCCAUCCCCAGCUCGAUCCUGGCCAUCGUGCAGAAGGUGCCGCCGUUGUGCAUGGGCUUCUACCCCAAGGGGGCUGGCCUCUGCACGCUGCCCUACUGCAUGGGCUUCUGGGCGGGCGGCAGCGACCGCGUCCCGACGUGA
Molecule: messenger RNA, 2241 nt
Organism: Monoraphidium neglectum
Lineage: Eukaryota; Viridiplantae; Chlorophyta; Chlorophyceae; Sphaeropleales; Selenastraceae
Exons: 15
Coding region: 1-2241 (746 amino acids)
Cellular component (GO): membrane
Molecular function (GO): oligopeptide transmembrane transporter activity
Source: RefSeq, a predicted model, not a curated record